AUGGAUGCUCCCAAAUCCUAUUCAUUUAAAAAUAAAACGAGAUUGUCAAAGGAGCCUCAGCUCCCGCGCCGCGACCAAGACGCCGGCCACGGCAGCCUGGGGGUGGAGGAGCCCCGGGAAGCAGCGGCCGCCGGGAAGGCAGCGGCGACCGCGGCGUUUGGGGCGGGAGGAGAGGUGGCGGCAGAGCGUGCGCACGCAGCAGCCUGGGGAGGUGAAAAAGGGCCGGUGGGUGCGCCAGUUGCCUGCCGGUUGGACCAGGAGCAUGUUGGUGAGGAGGACCAACAGGAGGAUGCUGUGGAGGAGGAGCAGGGAUUGGCGGAGGAAGAGCAGGAGGAGGAGGCGCGGAGCAGCGGUGGCCCCCAGGGGCCCCGGAGGCAGCUGUUUGCCCAGGAGCUGGCCGAGGAGGGGGCCGCUGCGGGCCCGCAGCCCCAGGACCAGCGCUCAGGCUCCGCCCGCCACAGCACCAAGAACCGCGUGCAACUGAGGAAAAUGAAGAGCGUUUUCCUGUACACUGAGUACCCGCACGUGUUGGUGAGGAAGAAUCUGGCAAUGAACCUGAAUGUGAGCGAGGCCAAAGUGCAGGAAGAAAAAUAA
Messenger RNA from Ochotona princeps (American pika), 594 nucleotides. RefSeq names its product homeobox protein ARX-like. Bases 1 to 594 code for a protein of 197 amino acids. The record is from RefSeq and is a predicted model, not a curated record. The transcript is spliced from 5 exons. NCBI's taxonomy places the organism in Eukaryota, Metazoa, Chordata, Mammalia, Lagomorpha, Ochotonidae.